GAGAUAACGUAACAAUGACGUCAUUAGUGAUCUGCAUAUUAUCUUUGUUUGUUUUUCUUCACGUUGCUCAGUGCCAUGUUCUUCGCAACCAGGAAGCGCUUGGUAGCUUCGAUUGGGACGAGGAAAAUCCCGAAGUUCGGCCGGAUUUUGAGGACGAAUUGCCCGCCGAGUCAUUCCAAAAUCUUCCUUCUAACAACGAGGAGCGGCGUCAGCAUUGGUCUUAUGCUUUAUCACCAGGAGGAAAGCGGCAACACUGGUCGCUUGCGUUGUCCCCAGGCGGUAAAAGACAACACUGGUCGAACCAACUUACCCCAGGCGGCAAAAGGGUGAUUCCCCGAAUGCGGGAGCAGAAGAAAGCGGAUUUUGAUGAAAUAAAUUAUACCAAGAUCUACAAUUUAUUACGGCAAUAUUUAGAGGCAGCGGCCGAAUACGAGAAAGGUGACUUCGGUCGCUACAAGGGAAAUCAACGCAAUCAACUUGAAACUAUAAAGGACGACAUUAUGACCGAAUGAAUCUAAAUGUGACGUCAUAUUCAAACCAUGGACACGCCAUUUGUAUUUUUGUUGGAAAUUCUUCACAAACUUCAACAUUUGUCAAAUUUAUGUUUCAAUUGUCGUUGUAUAUUAUGAGAGUAUCGUUUAUGGUACUGUGGGGUAAGAUGAAUACCGUAAGCACAUAAUGUCCCAUAUUUCCUGAUCGUGUUUUUAUUAAUUAACAACGCUAUUUUGGAGUCGUGGGGAAAAUGUUAUAUAAUUCUGUAAAUAUUCUUUGUUUACUACCAGAUGGGACAAUAUAUAAAAAUAAAAACUUGAACCACCUUACCCCAACUUACUUUAUGCCAUGUUAAUAAACAAACUACAAAAUGACGUAACAGUGUGUCAUGACG
This is a messenger RNA of Ciona intestinalis (vase tunicate), 886 nucleotides long. The record is from RefSeq. Lineage: Eukaryota; Metazoa; Chordata; Ascidiacea; Phlebobranchia; Cionidae.